AUGGAACGACAAAAUAGAUACCAUACUGCACAACCAGCAGAUUCGUAUAGUGCUUCGCCAUAUUUUAUCGAUUUGAAUGCUGAAAACCAAGUUCAACAUGUAACAAACCAGCCUAUUGAUGAUUCUAACUUUCGACCGAUUUUCAUUGAUUUGGCCGCUGCACGCAAAAAUGAGCGUUCAAAUCAAAUGGGGAAUGACGGAUAUCUACUCAACUUCAACGAUAAACAACAUUUUACCCCACCGAAUAACAAUUCUUCCGAUGUCACGAUAAGAAACAAAGAAAAUCGAAACCAAUCAAAUAAUAACUAUCGCGGAUCAUCAGUAACCCAUUCAUCGACGUACGACUGCUGUUGUUGUUAUUGUUGCUGUUUUGAUCAACAUAAUAACAAUGUACCGGAUUCUGAUAACAAUGGCUGCUGCUCCUGUUGUGAAUGUGACAAUUGUUGUGAUUGUGGUGACUGUGAUUGUGAUGGGUGUGACUGUGGUGGGUGUGACUGUGGUGGGUGUGACUGUACUGAUUGUAUCUGCUGUUGUUAG
Messenger RNA from Adineta ricciae, 537 nucleotides. Lineage: Eukaryota; Metazoa; Rotifera; Eurotatoria; Adinetida; Adinetidae. The record is from the annotation of a GenBank genome assembly.